GGAAAGAAGUUGGUUCAACUGGUUGUUUCCAUUGGCUGUGAAUUGUUGUGAGUUGCGCGACGAGAGGGAGGCGAUCUCGCGCGCGGCAGUAAGCAGCGAAAUAAAUAACCAGAGAUGGCGAAUGAGCAUCAGAGAUUAUUGCAACAUUUAGAAAAGGUUGAAAACAAAGCUGGUGAAAUUCUCACUGAUCGUGGGGAAAUAGUUGCUCUAGAUAAGAGAAGAAACGACGAUCGUGUUGGAAUGAGAGCAUUGCAGAAACAGGUGCAUCCAAAAAUAUGGAUCACAGUCGGACCCUUACUUUUAAAAAUGCCAUCUAAAGCAGCUCAAGAAUUAUUGGAAAAAGAUCAGAGAGAAUGUGAUACUGCUAUUAGCAAGCUAAGAAGCGACUUAAAGAUAAAGGUAAAUGAACUACGUGAUAUAGAGUUGACACCACCGGUACCUGGGUUGAUGUUAGAACCCAUGUCUCGCAAAGAGAUGGAGGCAGUCGGACAAAUUUUCGGUCCAAGUGUCUAAUAUUUAAUAAAGUUUCUUCGUUCAGAAGUGUAAUUAGAAUAAGAGUAAAUAUAUGAGUUUAAAAUA
Molecule: messenger RNA, 579 nt
Organism: Vollenhovia emeryi
Lineage: Eukaryota; Metazoa; Arthropoda; Insecta; Hymenoptera; Formicidae
Product: p53 and DNA damage-regulated protein 1-like
Exons: 3
Coding region: 115-513 (132 amino acids)
Source: RefSeq, a predicted model, not a curated record